Molecule: messenger RNA, 2715 nt
Organism: Anolis sagrei ordinatus
Lineage: Eukaryota; Metazoa; Chordata; Lepidosauria; Squamata; Anolidae
Source: RefSeq, a predicted model, not a curated record
AUGGGAAGGGGGUCUCUCUGUUGUGUUGACCUCCCCAUCCCCAUCCCCAUCCUUCUCUGCCUUCCUCUUUCCCUUUAAGGAGGAAGAAGGCAGGGCGCUGCAAGGACAUCCUCCUCCUCCCCCUUCCUCACUUCUGGAAGGAGGAGAAGGAGGAGGAAGCUGAAGUUUUGUGUUUUCCCCCAUCCCAUUUGCCAGGAAACUUCUCUACUUGGGGCCAUCAAGUCCUGAAGUUCUGGAGGAGUACACCUGGGUGCAGGACGGGACGUCCAACUUGGCUUUCCCCAUGCUUCUUCUAUUCCAGAUUCCAAAAAAAGUCCUUCUUGGCUUUGGAAAGAGGGAGGUGACGCCUGCCCGCCCGCCUCCCUUCCUCCCUUCCUUCCUUCCUUUCUUUCUGCCUCCGAGCAGGAGAUGAAUCUCCAAAGGCUUGCCUGGAAUGGUAAACAGAGAAAGCGAGAGCAUCCUCCAUCUGGGAAGGUUUGAACGGCACAGACGUAGAGUUGGGUUCUCCUUUGAGGCCCCAACAUCUGGACCCACCCCAUGGUUGGGUAUUGAGGGUCAAGGGCGAGACGAGACUCGGCCCCACAGAUGGGGAGCGGACUAUGCACCCGGAGGCAGAAGAGCCUCUGGCAGAUGGGGCUCUGCUUGGUGGCCCUGGCUUGCUUGGUCUCAGGAGGCUUCCUCUACAACCACUGCCAGCAGAAGAUCAAGUUGGCCAAAGACUUGGCCCUGAAGUACAAGCAGCAACAGGAGGCCCUUUCGGCCCAACUGCAAGUUGUUUAUGAACACAGAUCCCGCCUAGAACGAUCCUUGCAGAAGGAGCGAGGAGAGCACAAGAAGACCAAAGAAGACUUCCUAGUGUACAAGUUGGAAGCUCAGGAAGCUCUGAAUAAAGAAAAGCAAGAUUCCAUGAAUAGAUAUGGCGCAUUGAGCUCUCAGCAUAAGAUCCUGAAGAACCAGCAUGACGAAGUCAAGAAACAACUGAUUGAUUUGCAGCUGCAGCACAACGUGCUGAAACUGGAGCAUCGCAAAAUCGUGGAGACCCACAACCAAAAAUAUGCCCAGCUGCAGCGGGAGAAGGAGAGUGAGGUCUUGGCUUUGCAGGAUACAGUUUACAAGCUGAGAGAAGAAAGCAAACUGCUUCGGAAGGCUCACCAGGAGAUCCAUUCACAACUUCUCAAUGCUCACGUUCAGAUGGAAGAGUUCAGGCAGCUCAAGGAAACCCUUCAAAAGAUGCCAAGUUUCAAGGAGAUGGCGGGGAUGAAAGGGCAGCAGAAGCCCCCCAUGCCAGCACUUGCCCCACUGCCAACUGUUAAGCCAAAGGUUUCGGUAGCUAAUGCCGCAAAAGCAUCUCUGAGCCCCUUGGAGAAGACUGGGAACUCCCUUUUCGCUCCGGCCUCUGACACCAAGCGCCAGGGAGGCGAAAACCUUCCUGAUGGCCAAGUCUCGUACAGAAACGAUGGUCCGAAGGCACAGGGCAGCAUGCCAUUGGGUCAAGUGGCUCCGCCGAAUGACGUCCAUUUGCCACCCGCGGCCUGGGCUCCUGCAGGGCAGAGGGACAACCCCAUCAUUCGCUUCACAAGGAUGGUGAAUAGUGUGCAGAACGGAAACACGGAUCACAAAUCAACGAAGGCAGAAAAUGAGGACAAUGUACACCCUGAUCACAGGAUUUCUCCUGCUUUGGAGGCAGCACAGACCUUGGGUAAACAGCCCUCCAUGGGAAGCGAGUGGGAUCCUGCCGUGCAAAGCUGGCAAGACACUGUGAAAAAAGUCAAUGCACGGAUGGAUGAGAAGCAAGCCCCUCCUUAUCCACAAAGCAUUCAUGAUCCAGUGGUGACAAAUGGCAAGCCAAAGAUGGCCGGUCAACACGAAAGUGCAGAGCGGUUACCGAUAUCCAGCUGGACGGAUGGAAAAGGAGGGAUGGAUAAUGAGGAGCUUCAAAUGGACGCUGGCAUAAUUGCAAGAGAAGAGGACCCACGUUCUUAUAAGGAAGUGAUUGCCCAUCGAUCUGCGGUGCCCGAUCGGGCUGCUGACCCUGCCCAGGACCCCAACAACCAAGGGGAAGAUGAGUUCGAAGAGGCAGAGCUGGAACGCCCGGACUUUGACGAGAAAGCCAAUCAGGCCGAUAACAAUGGCCUUGGCCCAACAAACGGAGCAGCAAAAGAUUCAACCAAGGAAAAGAUCCCAAAAGUUGAUGCUGCUGGACCUAAGAAAAUUUCAAAUGAUCUGAUGGAUGAUUAUCAAGAAGACGAGGAAGAAGACCUUGAAGAUCGUAGAGGUGAAGCCGACGAUGCAGAUGAUUUGGAGCUCGUCCCUGAGCAAAAAGACCGCACAGAAGGAGGCAACAGAAAGGACAACUACUACUGACUCAGAUACCAGCUUCUGCCAGGAGGCUAGAAAUAAACUUCAGGUGGUGGACCUGGGCCAAGUCUGUUGCAGAACAGCCAGAUUCUUAGCCUGAACGUUUCCAAAACGAAUUACGACGAUUGCCGCAAAUAUAUCUGUUUGCUUAUUUAACAAGUUCCAGGGUGAUAUAACGUCAAGCAGACUGGCUUCUGGAGUGUCAGGAUGCUUCUUCCGAACGGGACUGAUAUUUGUAAAGUAAGUGAGAUUUCCUCUUUGGACGACCUUCCACCUUUUCCAAUUGUGGUUUGGACUUGCCUGAUUUUUAUUGUUCAGCCUUUGCAUCUUUGUAUUAAACGGAAUCCUUUUGGUAAA